Molecule: messenger RNA, 7261 nt
Organism: Solea solea (common sole)
Lineage: Eukaryota; Metazoa; Chordata; Actinopteri; Pleuronectiformes; Soleidae
Gene: jcada
Product: junctional cadherin 5 associated a
Exons: 5
Coding region: 317-5203 (1628 amino acids)
Biological process (GO): positive regulation of blood vessel endothelial cell proliferation involved in sprouting angiogenesis
Cellular component (GO): ruffle membrane; adherens junction
Source: RefSeq, a predicted model, not a curated record
GCUGCUGCUGCUGUUGCUGCUGCUGUUGCUGUUGCUGCUGCUGCUGCUGCUCCAGUACACAGUACAGAUGUACAGAGGGGCUGUUCCCUCAGCAGAUCCCAGCUCCGUCAGUCCAGAGCAGCGCUCAGGAUGAUCACUGAGGACUAGGCGGCAACGCAACGACGCUUUUCACAGUGAUGGCCUCAGCUGUGCAGCCGUGCUGGUGAUCCCGCCACUGCACGAAGGGAAGACGCAGAGACGCCGUGACAAGCGACCUACUUUCCUCUCUCUCCGAAAAGAGGGAAUCAAAUACACACCAGCAUAAACAAAUGCCACCAUGUACAGCGUGGAGGACCUCCUCAUCUCUCAUGGAUACAAGCUGCCUAAGCAUAGCACCUCCUCACCCACACCUACCCCAGCUCCAGCAUCCUCAUCGCCACCGCCAUCCUACAACAAACACAAUGAAAUCCUGGAGAACAGACCCACCUCCAGGACAGUGAAUGGCUACGAAAGAGGAUCUGGGGCAACCUAUGGGAACGGCGGCAGUAGCAGGCAGCCGCAGCCGUUCAGCAGUGGCUGCACCAACAACAAUAACGAACCCAGGGACAGGAGCCAGCCCAGACGCGAGGGUGAGAGCCGCAGCCAUGUUGACACCCACUCCCUGGGAGAGUCGCUCACCUCAGACAGUGGGUUCUGUGAUGCUACCAGGGGUCCACAGUCACAGACAAAGGACUUGUCCUACUGGAGGAGAAGAGGCCAGGAUUUCACUGUGCUUCUGGAUUAUGCUGACCACGGAGGACACAGGGGUUACGUCAGGUCAGAGGGGCCUCAGCAAGCCAGAGGCCAAGAGAUGUCUGCAGACGAGCGUCAGAGGGCAGCUCAGGAGAGGCAGUGCUGGGCGGCCCAGGUCCAGGCUCAGGCCCAGGCCCAGGUCCACACACAGGCCCAGGCUCAGGCUCGCUCUCGAGAAAGAGAGGCUGCUCUUCAUCAAUGGAAAAUGGCAAGUGAGAGGAAAUGCCAGAGCCUGGGAACAGACGAGUGGCAUCCAGCUGUGAACUUUGGCCGCCAGCUUUCACAGAGUGAUGGCGAGUGGUGGGCUCAGGAGCAGCAGCGCAUUCAUGCCAGGACACCUGAGGGCAUGAUAGUCCACCCAAGAGCCAAAGCCAAAUCACAGUCCCUGCCCAGGAUGUUGCAGCCUGAGAGCCUACAAUAUGUGGACAGAGCCUCAUCCGGUCAGGAAUUGUAUAGGCGGGUUAAUGGCCACCCACUGUCACACCAUGACCUUUACAGGGCCACCCGCUGGCCCGAGAACGGCAGGCCAGCUAGUGCCAACCAACUGUCAAUGACACCAAAGCCCCGCUUCACCCGACCUCCACGACCUCCCUCCUACGAGUUGCACCAGCAGAUCAGGGGAAGCUACGAGAUGUUGUCUGCUACUCUUCCACAAGCUCGAGACAGAACACCACUUCCCAUAUCAAGAACAAGUGACCCCCAACUGGACUAUUUUGCACAGGACUCUGGACCCCCAGGAUACAUCCCUCCCCCAUCAUACAAAAGAGCCCCUAUAAUGGCAGCGGGACGUCGAGGAUAUGGCGAAAUUGCUGUUGACUACAGAUACCGAGGGGAUGUGUACCAGCAGAUACAAGUGGCUCCAGAUGGAUCUCACUGGUUCACCAGACAUCCAGCUGCUUCCUGGCCUGAUCCUGGCCUGAGAGAGAGGAGCUUGUCCAGCCAGAAACAGCUUUACCCUGUGUAUACUACCAAGGAGCACAUAGGUGGAGGGGUCCAGUAUAUCUCAUUUGAUGACCCACGUAUCCGGCACAUUUCCUCAGCCCUGGGGGGCAACUCCCUGACAGACGCUGACAAGAUCCGCCACAUUCGCAAUGAGCUUCCCAGUGUCACCGUGUCUGAACCUGUGUCCGACGACAGUGCCUUUUUGCCCCCACCGUUGGGGCCUUUCAUCGCUGCCAAACUGGCCGAUGAUGCCAACCAGAUGUCUUGUAGCAACCUUGACAAUGACAAUAACAGGUGGCACAGAGAUUUGCACAAAGAAACUGUCGAUAACUUCCCAGCAACUGACCAAAAUUACAAUAAUAGAUAUCCCAAAAACCACCGGCCUCCUUCAUCGCCCUCCUCAACCUUCCAUUCUCCAUUAACAAGAAGUUGUUCCCGCCAGGGGCCCAACUCUGACCAAGUCUUUGCAGAAACGAUCACCCAAGUCAAGAAAAUUGCCCCAGAUUCGGGGCCUGAGAACAACAGGAACACAAAGAGGAGAGUGAGUGAGACCAUCUUCUGCCUUGUGUCCGUCCCUGUUCACACACCCGUUAACAUCAGCAAAGACUUAUCAGCAGAUCAGAACAACAAUGAGACCAUACCAAGCCUGACUGUCACCAACACAGAAACCUUUGCUGUAGGCCUCAAAGAGGCUCAAAGCAUUCGAAGCAAGUCUGUGAAUGAGAUGCCCAUCAAACCCCACUACUCUCAUUGCCACACCAGCAGCAUAUCCUCAAUGAGGAAUUACAAGAGGGCUCCAUUAAUGAAGGAGAUAAUAGAUGCUUGGGCACUCCAAGCCAGUGAAGACAAAGAGCUGUGCUAUGCCGGUUCCUGGCCUGGAAACCAGUACCGAAAUCAGGAAACACAGACUGGCUCACCUCUGACAGUGGUAAAAAGUCCAGAACCCCAGAGUCCCCCUGGGGGACCGGAGCCAAUCCAGUCCGUCUCAGACACAACCGCUGACAUUGGUGUGGGGACAGACAAUACUUCCUCCUGUGGUUACUCCAUGACAGGCCAGCGAAAUCUUCAUCUCUCCAGCAACAGCGCCUUCUCUCGUCUUAGUCUCAGUCCAGUACAGCCACCAUCAAUGCAGCCGCAACAGCAACCAUUACAGCAAGACCCACCCACCUCUCCAUCUAAGGCCCAGGAACAGGCAAACCAGCAGCCAUCCUCUCCCAGGAAGACCGACUCCUGUCCCCCAGAGUGUGCAGAACAAGUGGCCUUUGGACAGUUUCUCUUAAAGCCUGUGAACCGACGACCAUGUGAUCUCAUUGGGGAACUGGAGAGCAUUAAUAAGAAAAUGGAAGACACAAUCAGCAAGAGACCCCAUAUGGGUCAGGCCACCGAUUAUCUGGACGGGAUGAAUAAUAGAAUAGACCCAUUUAAAUCAGAAGCACAUUUCAUUGCUGGUCCAGAACCAGGCAGGGAAGCACUCAGUCUUCCACCAAUGCACACAGAAAAACCCACCAGUAUAAAGGUCAGAUCAAAGUCUUUUCAUUCUACCAGUGAUCUUGACUCCAUGGAUGUGAGGGGAACAUUCUCCAGGCCUGAGGCCAACAAUAUGUCCCCAACAAAUGAGCAAACGGUGCUACCCAGUGCAGGCCUUAUAGACAAUUGCCUCUUGUCCUCACUGUCCCUACAAAAUGACCAGCUCUAUAGACAGGAUAUCCCAGUCCCUGAAGAGUCCAUGCUGAGAGAUGUGGGGCUAACUGUAUACACAGAGACUCCCGGUGGUCCUGGAGAGCCAGUGCAGCGAUCGCUUUCAGUCCCAUCACCACUCAGUCAUAAGGAAACACAUCAGUCAGUGCAGCGGCAGAGUGAAACAGCGCCACUUAAAAACGGUGGUAGUCCUGAGCGCAAAUCAGAUAAAGAACUUCAAGCUGAGAUGGAUUCAGAGAGACAACCUAAAUUAGACAAUGCUCCACCAGUCAGGGGGGAGGCACAUUUAAGCAGAGCCAGUAGUGAAAGUAGAUCAUCACCCAAGAAAGAAGGUUCACCACAUAUCACACGGCUAAUCAGGGAGGCUUCCUUCCUGUUGGAGGAGGAGGAUGAUAACGAGACAUAUGCCAUCACAGAGGCUCUGACCUAUAAGAAUGAGUUAACGAUAGCAGAUGAGCACCUGGAGAACUUGCUGUUUAAAGAGAAAGCAAACACUUUACCUACAGAGGACUUGAGCAACCUAUAUGAGGUCAAAAGUGCAAAAGGUAUUCCUGAAAACGAGUCCAUCGAGCAGAGGGCAGCAAGGAUCCUGGGUAUAGCUGUUCCAGUGGAGGCUUUAGGUGUGGCCGACAACCAGGAUGAGACAAACACCACUGGUGGAAGAAAAGAACUGAAUCUAAAAGAAGAGACAAAGCAAGUGAUUGGAGAUUGGGCGCAUGUCAGAGAAGAGACAAUGAUUGUCCACCAGGAAGAGACAGAGGAGGUACAGGGGACAGGAUUAGGCGUUGACUAUGAGGAAGGUGACAGACAAAAGCACAGCAGCAAUCACAGUAAUGAUGACCACAGCCAGGGGGAUGAGUGUCAGGCAGCUUUAGUACUGGACCUGCCUGAGUUCCCACCCAGUAAGCUCCUCCUAUCCCUACCUGUCACUCCAGAUGAGAAGUUGGCACUGAGCAUGUGCAGCGGUGAGAAGAAGGCACGAGGCGGUGCGUGCAAACUAAUCGAAUCCCUCCAAGAUAAGCUUAACUCUUCUGCGUCUUCAUCUGCCACAUCCUUCAGCAGAUCGACCACAGACAGAAUGGCUCGUCUGAAAGAGCUCGACUCUGUGUCUCGAAUCAGACGCCUAAGUCUCAAAGGGUCCGAGUCUGGAGUAGAAGCUGAUUCUGUAGAGAAGGACGGAGACAGAGAGGAGAGGGACGUUCAAGAAGAGACAAAAGAGGAAGUGGAGAAGCAAGAAGGAGAGGCUAAGAAACUGGAGGUAGAAGGAACGGAGGAAGUCUAUGAUGAAAAUAGAAAUGCACAUGAAACACAGGAUGAGUCGGGAGAGACCAAAGACGUCUGUAAACCUAAAGAAGUGAAUAAAGUCAUAUGUAAGGAAGAGCAAACACAAGAGGAAGAGGUAGGGGAGAUAAAUGUUGAGAUUGCACUGAAAGUAGACAGCGAUGAGAGAACAGAAAUAGGUGUUGGAGGUGGACAAGAGGAGCUGAGAAUUGUGGAGGAAGACAACGAAAAGCCAGUGGGGAAAUUGAGAGAUGGACAGAAUGCAGAGGCGGACGGCAGAGAUCAAACUUUACUGGGCACAGAGAAAGUAGUUGUGCCCAAACCAAAGCAGCGCACCAGGCUCCAGAAGCCUCCUCUGCUUCCUAAACCACGCAGCGUUCCCAAGAGAGAAGUAACACCAUCCCAGCAUCCCAGCCUGGGCUCUGGGAUCAGUGGGCCCUCAAAUAUCCAGGAUGAGGAGAUGGUUUUUGUUUCAGACACCUACGACCCCAGUCGAGUGGAGAGAGUGUAACCUCACCGCUGUGGAAAUGUGUCUUUCUCGUGUUAACAGUGUUUUCCAGCAACAGAGGCUUUCAUCUCAUCUCAUGGUUCAGUCAGCCAUGACCCUUCCAAUAUUGUCACACAUUACUUCUCACAGACCUGACUGUCCUGGUGCUGCAAAAGAUUUGAUUUGAUUUUUAACAGCCAAACACAAAGCACUGCUGGAGCCAAUGUCUCCAGGCUUUUUCAACCCAGUCAAUCUCACUCUUCCUUUCUUUCCACCUCUCAAAAUGUUUAUUUGGUAAAGCGAAUGCACAUCCUCGUUCUCAGGCUUUUUCUUUUUUCUUUUUUGCUUUUGGAAAAAUGCAUGUCAUUAUUCCCAGUCAGCACAUGAGUGUGGGUGCUGAAUUAUGAAUGUAACAGUGCUUCUGCUCAGCAAACAAAAGAAAUGUAAUAGAGUAAUAAAAAAAAGGCAAUGAUAUUUGCAUUACAAUCAGUAUUUACCUACACCAAAUGUAAAUAACAAAGAGUUAUAACAUUUUAUGAAGAAUAUAAUAAAAUAUAUACGUUUAAGACACUUCAUUCCUGAAGAAAUUUAUAUUUUCUUAUCGAUGUUAAGAUGAGAGUAGAUUUUUGGAAGUGUGGUCUUUGGGUGUAUUACUAAUAAUAACUCGCCCUGCUCUUUAUUCUUAUACUUGUGUGAUAGAGAAUGUAUCUAGAGAGCCGGAAUUGCAAUGAGAAACACUGUGGUCCUUGAAUAGUUUCACUUUCACAAGAGCAAUAUCGAUGUUAUAUGCAGGCUUUUGUGUUAAGUCUCCAUUUCAAGAAGCUGAAUCUAUUUUAUUUUUUGCUUUGAAGCUUUAUCUUUUUGGUACAAUUGUUAGAUUUGUGCUGCUGAGCUUAUUGGCUUAAUGUCAACACUGAGCACCCCAUAAUCUCCUCAAACACUCAGAGAUUACACCGGGAGAGAUUCACCUUUGCUCCCUCCCUGUUCUCCAGAGCUCUCAGCAUCACGUAUCAUGUUCCUUGUCAAACAGGAGAAAAAUCUCUAUUUUCUAUUCUAUUAACUGGUGGAGUUUUUGUUCUUCAUGUCUUUGUUUCAGAAGUGCUGUUUGUGCAGCGAAUGCCAGCUGUAGCUACAGUGUAUGGAUGGACUUGUACUUUAAACUGGACAUUUAUCAUCCAUUUGACUUCAACAGACAACAAUAUGAAGUUGCAUUCGGGCAAUAAUAAAUCUUUAAAUGGAGGUGCUCAGUGUUGUUGCUGUACAGAACAUAGAUGUUGGAAUACUACACUAUUUGAACAUGUGCAGUGAUUUAAUGUUGACAUGUCUGUGUUUUGUAAGUUGUGGGAAUAACUGUUCAUUAGUUUACCUAUGAGGUCGCAUUAGCAAUACAAGAAUUCAAAAUCAUACCAAACCAAACUUUGUGCUAUGCAUUGGACAUCAACAUUCGCUGGGUUUGAUCCCAAAAUUCAAAGCUAAAACUGCAAACUCUGAUUUUGCUUGUUCAACUGACUUGUUCUUCACUUUGAUGCAGCUGCAGCUGAUGGAUGUGGCUGCAGAAUGAUGUGGGCGUGGCUCUGAUUUAGUCAGUGGAAGUUCUGUCUAAUGUGUAUUUGUCUUUGUUCUGUUACCAACCCAGUACCCGUACCUCAGUGUUACCUGAUCAUCCUUGUAGGUCUUUUUGCACUACAACGUCUUUGUAACAGUAGACAGACUAUUGGUGCACAUCUUGCUUUGAUAUUUUCUAUUUUCAUACAGAUGUAUGUACAGCUUCCUUUUUUUGUGUGUGCAUGAAAUGCGUGAGACGCAACAGAGGAGAAGUUGUAUUUGCAUAUAAUUGCAUUUGGUACUAUACAGUCUAUCCAAUAAACAAGUGUUAUAUUUCAUAUAAUGUAUAUUUUAUUUUUAAAGAUUAAGCUACAUAUUUAAACAGAACAAGGUAUUUUUAGAUUAUUGUGAAAAGGGAACUGUUUUGAAGGCACAAUAUUGGUCUAUAUUUGCUGGGAUCAUUACAAAUGGUCAUGAAUAGAGACAAGUUUGUGCUGUUGUUGCAGAAUAUUCAUAAAUAAAAGUCUAUGCAUGACA